Messenger RNA from Penicillium digitatum Pd1, 663 nucleotides. Its product is annotated as Ankyrin-1. Gene Ontology annotation, molecular function: protein binding; transcription cis-regulatory region binding. The record is from RefSeq and is a predicted model, not a curated record. Lineage: Eukaryota; Fungi; Ascomycota; Eurotiomycetes; Eurotiales; Aspergillaceae. Gene Ontology annotation, biological process: positive regulation of transcription by RNA polymerase II. Gene Ontology annotation, cellular component: nucleus.
AUGAAGCUACUUCUUGAUUCCGGUGCUGAUACCCACAUUGCCGAUCAAUUCUCCCAGUACACAGCACUACACACGGCCGUGUUGAAGUAUCCCCAUUUGCAACAGGAUGCUGUUCAUUUGCUGAUUGAAUACGGGGCCAAUCCGAAUGCUCAAAUUCGGCACGGUGCAACUCCGUUACAUUUGGUUGAUGCCGCCAAUCCAGCUUACGACUGUCGAUCUAUCGAGAUGGCCAGAAUCCUCCUUGAUCACGGUGCGGAUGUCAACGCACAGAACUGGGACGAACGAACACCAUUACACAUCGCAGCAUCUGGUGGUACGCAAGCAGAAACACUCGCUGCAAUGUAUCUCGCCCACAAUGCCAAUGUCAAUGCAACUGACUUUUAUGGGAUCACACCACUCCAUUUGGCAGUCUCGAAAAAAAAAUCACGCGCCAAUAUCCGAAUCGUAGAGCUGUUGUUGAAAUCGGGUGCUGAUGUGAAUGCGAGGUCCGUUAAGGGUCGGACACCUCUACAUUUGGCAGUUGAUGCUCACGCACCGAACGAAGUGUUCGAAUGGCUUUUCGAGCAUGGGGCAGACUGGAACAGUUCAAAUGGAGAAACCAGCCUUGAUACGCCGUUGAAAAAGAUGAAAGAACGCAUGGGGGAUACUAGGACGUCUUUUUGA